AUUUGGAAUAUCUACUAAAUAAGAAAUGUUUGGUCGUCUUCAUCAAUCAUUUUGAAACUGACCUUAUCCGCAAUGAUGCGGUGUCCUCUUUCCCACUUGUUCCCUUUGUGGCACAUUCCAUCCCUUCUCAUAACUAUAACCUUUUACCCAGAGAGAAUCCAUAGGACAAACCACUGGGCUGAGCCGAGCGUUCGAUUGGAACAGCGCGACGAUAUGGUGAGUUGGGUGACAUAGACCGGUCUUGAUUGGUUCUGGUUGGCUCCGGCAGUGGGAGGAGACUUUCACAAUGGAUGGGAACGCCGGGAACGCGUGUUUACUAGCGUCUGGCUGCGCUGGGAGGGAAAGCAGACAGGAAAAGAGCACACCGAACAAUAAAAGCGGCAUCUAUGAAAAACAUCCCAGAAACACUAAGCACCGAUGCCAAAGGAGCACAGGUCACUGGUGACGUCAAAACAGGCCGCAAUCACAGAGUGCUUAUCACACCGCUGUCUGCCGGCGGUACAGUUCCGCCCUUACAGUGUCUGACCACUGUCUUGUGAUUACGUGACCCGCCCACAGUUGCACUCCCUCACACCCACGUGGGAGACCCUCCGCAGCCUGGGCAGUGGGUAGACUCACCGUUGGACACCCCACCCUUCAGAGAUGAACAGCACCCUGCUUCUGAAUUACCGCAGCGCACGCCCCCCGUUCGGCUCCCCCGGCUCCCCAUUCCGGCAAGCUCUUUCUACCUGCCAUGACAGCCCCGGUCCCUGUGUCUCUGGGCGCCUCCACCGCUUUGCCGCAGCCCCCUCCGGCUCUGUGGCCGCCGCUGGACUUUGCCUUGGGUGCGCUGUCCUGCUGCGGGGCGUGCGUGUUCACCAACCCCCUGGAGGUGGUUAAGACCAGGCUGCAGUUGCAGGGGGAGCUGCGGGCGCGGGGGUCCUACCGGCGGCACUACCGCGGGGUGCUCCAGGCCCUGUGGGUUGUCGGGAGGACAGACGGGCUCCGCGGGCUGCAGAAGGGGCUCUCGGCUGGGCUGAUGUACCAGGGCCUGAUGAACGGCGUGAGGCUGGGCUUCUACUCCUACUGCGACGCCAUGGGGGUCACAGCACUCCCUGGAGGGAGCCUGAUGUCAGGGGCUGUGGCUGGAGCUUUGGGGGCCUUCAUAGCCUCUCCUGCCUAUCUGGUAAAGACACAUCUGCAGGCCCAGACUGUUAAAGCCAUAGCAGUGGGCCACCAGCACAACCAUCAGGGGGUGUCAAGUGCCUUCGCCAGUAUCUACCGGCGGGAGGGCGUGGUGGGGCUGUGGCGGGGGGUGAAUGGGGCUGUGCCUCGAGUCAUGGUGGGAUCCGCAGCCCAGCUGGCCACCUUCAGCUCCGCCAAGGAAUGGGUGGCGCAUCUUCAGUGGUACAGUCCAAACAGCUGGCUGGUUGCCUUGACGGCAGCCUGUAUGAGUGGAGUGGCCGUGACAAUCUCCAUGACGCCUUUUGAUGUCAUCAGCACACGACUCUACAACCAGCCUGUGGAUGAGCGUCAUAGGGGACGUUUGUACCUGGGCUUUUCAGACUGCCUGGUAAAGGUGUGUCGGACCGAGGGCGUGCUGGGGCUCUAUAAAGGCAUGGGGCCCGUGUUCGUUCGCCUGUGCCCUCACACUGUGCUCAGCAUGCUCUUCUGGGACCUGAUGAGACAGAGGGCCUUCCAGGAGGUCCACGGCCAGAGCUGAAGGGAGGACAACGGACAAGGAAUUUAAAUAAGACUCAUACUAUGACCAACCUGUUUGGCCUGUUACCUUCGUUGGAGCCAGAGCUGUGGCCGAUGGCCUCAUACUGUACGGAUUAAGGAGUUAAGACAGAUGGCGUCAUACCGUGUGGAAAAAGACGGGGUGUGUGGAAAGUAGACAAGUAGGACGAGACUCUUGAAUUCUUUGGGUAGGCUUAGUGGUUACACUCCCUCCGUGGUUGUAUCAGAAAGGAUACAUAAUGGCUUGACAUUAUCCCUUGACUUGCAACAUCUCAAUCCAGUGGACACUGUAAAUUGCUGGAGAGUGCAUGUUGAAGAAGGAUAUGGAAACGAGGCUCACACCAUGGACCUAAACCAGAGGUUCCCAAGCUUUUCUGUCCUGUGACCCCAUUUUGUUAUCAGAGGUCUUUUCCGACCACAACACGUUAAAGAGGUCAUGUGUUCAUGACAAAUAUUUACCUUUUUAAUAUGAGCUUUUUAAUAUGACAUGCUUUAGUGAUUUGUAAUUCUAUUUCAAUUAAUGAAGUAAUAUUGAAUUAAGUAAGGUUUGAAAUGGAUCCAGGAAAAUCACUAGGAACUUUAUGCAUGACAGAAGCAUUUUCCUUUAAUUUCUUUAAAAGUUUGGGAUCUAAAGUCAAACAUUUGCUUGGAGGUGACCGUGUAGAUUCUUAGCUUUUAUUUGAUUGUAUUUUUCUAUAUUGACAUUAUGUUCUCUAGUGUUGUACAGCAGCCAUCGUAAGUAAAAAAAACUCAUCAGCAAAUGAAAGCAGGUUCACCUGGACUUAAAUCAGAAAAUUAACUUGGCCCUGAAAACUCAUUGGUUCCUAUGGCCAUUUGUCUCGUCGGUCCAUGAUGCUUUUUUCCCAAGAAGUCUUCAGGCUCUAUUAGAAACUAGUAGGUUAAACUAGUAGCUUUAUUAAUGCCAAAGUAUCCUGUGGGUGAUAGUGGUUGACAACCAGAGUGUUCCGGAUCUGUUUGAUAUUUUAUAUUAUGGUGAGCAUUAUUCAGUCAUCUACUGAAGUCUUUCUUUCUGAUAGCUGAGCUCACCAGUGCUUUCCUUCAUUUAGAUAAUUUUCUAAACUAUUGUUUUUGUUACAUCUAUAGUUUUGGAUAUCUUUCUAGUGUUUCACCCUCGUUAUGUCUUUCCUUACUUUCAUUGACACCCUUUUGGUGUCUGGAAUUGGUGUUAACAGACACCAAUUUCAGACUUCAAAGGCAAACACAAAAGAAAAUCCCAAUUCAAGACAUUUACACCUCUCUUAUGCCUGCACAGAUUGUGAUGAAAACAUGUUGGACAUACCUGAAACACCUGCCAAGUCAAUUGUCUCAAUACCUUUGGGGCCCUGAAAAAAGGUUUUGUCACUUCAAAAAUGGUGAAAGGAAUAUCAACACAAAUGUCCUCAAAUAAAAGCUGAGAAUCAAUAUAAAUUUCACCAUCAUAGUAAUUGUUUCAUUUUAAACCCAAACUUUUAUUUUUGUUUACUGUUCCAAUGCCUACAAAGACCCUGGACCUGACUGUGUAUAAUCUUCUGUGUAGAACAGAACAUUGUUCUUUCUCCUCCAGUCUGAUUUAUUGCCAUGUUGAAUCCCUUCUGUUCUGACAGGUUUAGAUGGGGGAAAAGACAGUAGUUACUGACAGUCUUUUCUAUAAAGAAUGGGGUUAUAAUAUUUCAAUUAGACUGUUAAGAAGGUAGAGAUAUAUUUCUAGGAAGAUAACAGAAACUGCACUGUUUAUUACAUCGACAGUUCGCUGCUACUGGAGAGUACGUGUGCAAUUGGACCUAUUGACAGCUUCUGUUGGGGAUGAUUAAACAACGUAGGUCCAUUUAGUUCAAUGAAAGGGAAGUGAGGUGGGUGUUGGGACCAUUGGGCGAUGCAAUUAGGGUAUGGCAAUGUGUACCGGCAGGACCAAAGAGAAAAGCUGAAGGUUAUGCAAACAUAAUGUUAUAUUGUGUUGCUAUUGACCAAUCAAGUAUAAGUAGUUUUGAGCCUCUAAACAAUUAGCUGUUGAUUCCUGUUUAUACAAAAUUAACUGUUGGUAACUAUCUAGCAUGCUUGCUAGUUUGCUGAAACCCACUUGACUGCUAUGCAUUUGAAAUGUCAUUGCUGUCUAAAGUUGUGCUUUAUAUUAAGACAGUGUUACCCUGGUUCUAGGUACCAAUUUUUUUUUCUUCUGAAUUUUCUGUUAACUGCAUGAACCCUAGGUGGGGAAAGGCUGGCCUAAAUCGAGGCAUUAAGGUCAUAACUGUCCACAAGAAGGCCGAUUCUUGAAGCAAGAUGGCGAUUGUUCAACAAGUCCGUGUAAUGUCUGUGAAAAUAAAAAGUGUUGACUUUGUGUCCAAAUGUAGGAUGAAUUAAAAAUAACUUGAAGUA
Molecule: messenger RNA, 4092 nt
Organism: Esox lucius (northern pike)
Lineage: Eukaryota; Metazoa; Chordata; Actinopteri; Esociformes; Esocidae
Gene: slc25a34
Product: solute carrier family 25 member 34
Exons: 6
Coding region: 734-1702 (322 amino acids)
Source: RefSeq, a predicted model, not a curated record